Molecule: messenger RNA, 6098 nt
Organism: Petromyzon marinus (sea lamprey)
Lineage: Eukaryota; Metazoa; Chordata; Hyperoartia; Petromyzontiformes; Petromyzontidae
Product: TBC1 domain family member 2B-like
Biological process (GO): regulation of GTPase activity
Molecular function (GO): GTPase activator activity; small GTPase binding
Source: RefSeq, a predicted model, not a curated record
CUCCUCCUCCUCCUUUCUUCCUUCCUUCACCUCUUUCCUUCACCUGCGCUCUCGAUGGUUCUCGUGGUGAGCCGGCGGGGGAGCGGCAGUGUCGCGGGUAGCGCGCUGCGCUACGAACCCCCUCUGGGUGGACUCGGCCUCAAGUGAGUUUCCUGCUGCGGUGUUGUUAUGCAUCGCCACUUGGGAGACAAAGGCGGCCGUGCGCGGUGCUGGCCACCCCCACCCCUUCUCGUGCUACUUCAUAGGUCCUGCUCGCUAACAGCACUUGUCCGCAACACUCUGUUAAAAGGCUUACGCGGAGGGGGGUUUUGCGGAUCUUUGUCUCUUGGCUACGAGUUACUCCUUCACCUGCGCCCUUGAUGGUUCUCGAGGUGGUGACCCGCUGUCAAAAGCGAUAGCAUGUUGGCAUCCCAGCAUUAAAUGUUUCACAUCACAGCAAGCUCUGCGGUAUUGGUCGUGUGAGUAGCCGGAUGGUGCCGAUGUUUACACGCCGCGAUUUGCUCGCUGCUACACGGUUCGAGAGGAGCCGUGGGGCGGUAAUGGGACUCGGGUCGCGCAUUGCGCUAACCACUUCCGCCAAUCUCGUACCAUACAGAUGCGCCCCUACCGAUAUCUCUUUAAGUGUUCAGGGAAUGUCUUGUUCUUCCAUCGGUGGCUUGCAUUUUCGUGUGUUUUUUUUUAUUCAAUGAGGUUAUACGAAUGGAAAUCAGGAUCACGUGCAGGAAGCAAGGCGGGGAGGAUUUAAUAUGGUUAAACGAACACGGGGCAGAAUGAACGCGGCUUCUGAGCUGUCUCCACCAACAGCAGCAGCAGGAGGAGGAGGAGACUGCAAAUGUUCACAUGAAGGAAGAGCUGAUGAAGCCGGACGUGACAGAGCCGGUGGCAGGAGUGACGGAGCAGGGAGAGGGUAUGGUGCAGGAGGUGCACAAACUGGUGAAAGAGGUUGUGAAGUUGGAGGGGGUGGAAGAGGUGCUGCAAGUGGAGGUGGUGGACUUAGUGGGAGGCAUGGCGAAGUUGAUGGAGGAGAUAGAAUUUUAGAAUCUGGUGGAGCUCAAGGUGGAAGCCCCAUUGCUGUAAGCGGUGGAGAAAGUGGAGACGCUCAGGCUGGAGGUGGUGGAACAGGUGAAGGAAACGGCGGCCCUAGCCACAGCCACAGCAGCAGCAGCAGCAACAUCAAUAGCAUCGGCGGCAGGCGGAGGAACUCUGCCCGAGAAGGAGACAUGGACCUGGACGACGAAGAUGAGGACGACCUCGAGCUCGAAGGCUUCGAGGAGCUCUCGCUGUCCGAGCUGCCCGCGGCAGGCAGCGAUGCCGGCUUGCUGUGCGGCUAUCUGAACAAGGUGGCCGGCAAGGGGCCCCUGCGAGCCGCCAAGACUCGCUGGUUCGCGCUGGAGGCGAGCUCCUGCUCGCUGCUCUACUACCGAGACCCGAAACAAGUGAGGCCACUGGGCCGCAUAUCGGUGGCGCACGCCUCCUUCUCCUACGACGUGGACGGCGAGCCCGGCCGCUUCGAGAUCCGCACGCCAGAGCGACGCUGUGUCCUGGAGGCGGCAGACCAGCAGACGAUGCUCUACUGGCUGCAAGAGCUGCAGAAGAAGCGGUGUGAGCACAGCCUGGGCAUCGGCACCGCCUCUGCCGCCGACACUCUCUCUGCCGGACUUGUGGCACGGUCUGCGCAGGCCGAGGAGGCGGGUGGUGCGAGUGAAGGGCCGCACACGGAGCCACUGCCCCCGAUCCUUCCACCUCUCCCUGAGCCCACAGGCCUGGUGGGACAGCUGGCAGCAAUUCUUCCUGCUCCCAUGCAGCCUACUGCCCUCUCCAAUUAUUCACUCAAGCACUUGGGCACCGAGAUACGAAAUUCCAUGAGCCAGUUGCGGGUGGGCAGAGGUGGCCGCGAGAAUCGCCGUAGUCAGCUCUACCAGGAAGCGGCCGACACGGACAUCGUGGACACUGUGGCUCUCCCCAGGGAGCAGGACAGCACAGGGCCAAACCCCCAGGCAUAUCCAGAGCCAGCACCACGGCAGCGAAUGUCGCUGGGUGGCUUCCGGAACAAGCUGGGGAUGAAGAGGAGGCCUCUGAGCAGGGCUUUGAAUGACACUGAAAACCUUGGGGUCCCAGUGGACACCAGCGAUGCUGACCUGGAGAUGGAGGUGUCCAGAUUACGGCAGGAGCUGGACACACAGAAGGAGGUUGUACGGCUCCUGCAGCAGAGUUUGCACUCCGUGCAUCAGGAGCAGCGGAGGCGAGAGCGCGAGAGCUCAACUCUGCAGCGCAACAUCCUGCAACAGGCGCAGCAGCGGGUGCAGAAGCUGUCGAGCCGGGUAGAGACCGUGUACGCCCGGCCGGGCUCCUCGGAGCAAGCUGACGCAUCUGCAUCUCCUGGCGAUGGCGGCGGGAGAGCAGCGAGCACUAGCGACGUCCCUGUCACGCUGCUCAUUGACUUUGCAGUGCCAGUGAGUCCCAAGGCGGAGGAGGGUGGCAAUCAGGCGUGCGAUAAGAGUGACGCUCAGCACCGGGCAUCCGUUGGGUUUGUUGAGCGAGAGGUCGGGGAGAGUUUGACGGAAGAAGGCGGCGGCGGCUCUCUGCGGCAGGAGGUUGCAGCGCUGAAAAAGAAAGUGGAGGAGCUGCAAGAGAUUGUGAGGACUUACUCGGUCGUGAUUCAGGUCAAGGACGAGACGAUUGUGCACCUCACCAGGCGCCUUGGUGAGAAGGAGUUGAGGGAGGGCAUGGCCACAGCCACUUUGAGUGGCAUGAGGAACCAAGGCAUUCACGUCCAACAAGAGGAGAUGCAAAAACUGGAGGACGACAUCCUUGCCUACAAGACACAGAACAAGUUCCUCAACAAGGAGAUUAUGGAACUUGGGCAACUGUGGAAAAGGGCAGAGGACAGAGAGGCAGCACUGCAGGAAAAGAUGUGCAUGCAGGAGGCUCGCUGCUGCCAGCUGGAGAGCCGCUACCUGGUGCUGCUGCAGGAGGCGAGCGGGCCUCUGCGCUCGGGCACCAGCGAGGAUUCCCACUCACAGGAGAUGGUGUCCCGUCUUCUGGAGGAGGCCAUGAUGGCCGACGUGUAUACGCCCGACGGCACUGAACACCAGCAACAGCAGCUGAUCGCGCGGCCCAUCCUGACCAGUGAGUAUGACCAGUACGGCUUCCGGACGGAGCCGGAUGGCCUGGGCGAAGAGGAACGCCUCGCGGCCAAGGCACUGGCCCUGGACCGCCGCUCGCUCAGCAUCAUCGAGACUCGCCUGGACGCGUCGCUGCGCGUCAAGUGGGAGAACAUGCUGGCCGCGAGCCGCGAACCGAGCCGCUCCCCCGAGCUCAAGAUGCUGAUGCGCUCUGGCGUGCCGCACGAACUCCGCUCGCGCGUGUGGCGCUGGGCCGUGGAGCAGCACGUGCGCGCCAUACGUGGCCGCCACGCCGCCUCCUACUACUGCGAGCUGCUGGAACGCUCGCACGGCCAACACAACCCGGCGGCGCGGCAAGUUGAGCUGGACCUGCCGCGCACGCUGCCCAACAAUCGGCACUUCGAGACGCAGUCAUCCGAGGGCAUCGUGAAGCUGCGGCGCGUGCUGCUCGCAUACGCGUGGCACAACCCUGAGGUUGGCUACUGCCAGGGGCUCAACAGGCUGGCAGCAAUCGCCCUCAUAUACCUGGAGGAGGAGCAGGCGUUCUGGUGCCUCGUUGCCAUAGUGGAGUGCCUCAUGCCACCCGACUACUACAGCAAGACGUUGCUUGCAUCACAGGUGGACCAGCGCUUGUUCAAGGAGCUGGUGACGGAGAAGUUGCCGCGUCUGGCUGCCCAUUUUGAGCAGCAUGGCGUGGACGUCUCGCUCAUCACCUUCAACUGGUUCCUGGUGCUGUUUGUGGACAGCGUUGGCAGCGACAUGGUAUUCCGCAUCUGGGAUGCCUUCCUCUACGAGGGCACCAAGGUGAUUUUCCGCUAUGCGCUGGCAAUGCUGAAGUGCCGCGAGGAACAGUUAAUUAAGCAUCACAGCAACUCUGCAAUCUUCAAUUAUCUACGCAUCUUUACUCAUUCCAUUCAUGAUUACAGGCAGCUGGCCACGAUUGCCUUUGUGGACAUGAAUCCAUUCCCGAUGCGCUACAUCAACCAGAAGCGGGUGCAGCACCGGGACCGCGUGCGUGCCGAGCUGAGUGAGCUGGAACGCGUCCGUUUGGAGUUUGUGCGCCAUCGACAGAACAUCGGAGUUGAAGAGAAAAGCUUCCUCUCCGAGGAGGAGGAGGAUUCCUGAAUGGGAACGACUCGGAUAUCAUGGCCGUUAAGCACAGUGAUUGGAACGAUUUUGCAUGCAGCAAUAGAAGGAAAAUCUGCACAGUGACACGUAAACAUAUAAAGGUAGAGGAGAUAGAAUUCAGCUGUAUGGCAGAGUGAGCGUUUUGGUAUGGAUUUAUUUUUUAAAUAGCAUGUCAUUACUGGUCAAGUGGAGCUGUGGUACAGUGGUCUGUGUAUUGGUCUAUCAACCUGGUGUCCUAAGUUGGAUUCCUUGCCAUGGAUAGCUUCAGUGACAAAUAUAUCUGCAAUGGUAAUAAGCUCCCCCUUGCCUCCAGAAUCAGAAUUUAUAUUUGUACUGGAGGAAUCCGAUGAGCUAUAAAGCUAUUUUCUUAGAUGUCCAGUAGGGGCGGGUCAGAACGUAACAACAACAAACAAUAAAAAACACACAUGAUAGGAGUGCUAAGUAGAGGAAAAGUAAGCAAAAAAAUGACGACAUUUAGAGGCCAUCUAUUGCUGGAUUGACAAAGGACUGUUUUGUUUUUAUUUCCGGUAAGUAAGAUGCAAGUUUUUUUUUGCCAAACUUUCAUUUUUUCUUUGAGGGCCCAAGCUCCUUAGCCUGAACUGUGCGGAUUAUGUUUCAUUUAAAAGGCAGUGAUAAGUACUGAUCAUCCAUUCUUGCAUGCUCUAAUCUAAUAAAUAAAUGGCAGCAGUGAAGCUUUUGCCUGCAUUUUUCUUUGGGGACUUAUUUACGUUUGAAAGGGAUUUGAUCAUUUAAGUUAAUAGAAAUCUAAAGGAGUUUGAACACAAUUUUAAUUGCACUAAUUUGAUAUGCAAACAUUGUUUGUACUAGAGGAGAUGCAUUGCAACUGCAUUGCAGAGUUAGACGUUUUUUUCUUGUGGAAGUGUAUUUUUUAGCCUGCUUUCAGUACAAUCUGUUUUUACUUAAGGAUUUCUUUUGCAAGUGUAUUUCACUUGUUGCAUUUACCAUGAAAUAUGCAUUGGCCUGCGUUGUAAAAACUAUAAUCUGUUGCACAAAGCAGGGCAAAUACCAAUCUAAAGUGUUAUUGUUACAAAAAAGCAUCUGUAUCCUAAUAUGUCAUUGUACUUCUAGAAUCCACUUAUAGUAGAACCUUCAUGAUAACUUUCCCUUGCUGCAAAGGCCUGAUUGUAUUAUCUGCUUAUAGCAUCUCUAUUUUAUCUGCACUUUUUCAUUAGCAGACUAUAUGGUAGUUGAAUAUGUAAUCCUUAUUCAUUGGCAACAAAUGCAUUUCCUUACAGAACUGUAGAUUGAGAUGAUAAAAUAGUCACUUAGUAAAGAUGGUCCAGAUUUAAACAAAAUUGAAAGUGACAAACUUGGUGUUUUAUUUCCGUACACCCUUGCUGUAUUAUUUCAUAUUAUCAUAACUGUUACGAUGUGAAUACUUUUUUUAAAAGAAAGUAUAACCUACUUUUGUCCAAACACAGUAAUACUUUAUCUUUCUGGUUUGGCAAAAAGUAGUUUAUAAAACAAAUAUUACUAAAAAUAUCUGUGCAUAAGAAUUUACCAAUUACAAUCGUGUUUGAUUGAUGUUUCACCAUUGCAAAAAAAAAUUAAAAGUGUUUACAGAAUUUAGACUUUCCUGAACUAAAUGAUGUUCAUAAGUACUGCACUUAAAUAUUCGUUUCAUUGUUUAAAUCUAAAUUUUUCAUAAGUUGUAGUAGUUUUUAUUAAAAUGCUUUAUUGAGCAUAAGCUGAUCUGUGCCUUUUUCCACUUUGAGUGUUUUGCUAAAUGAAAUUCGUUUAUCUGUUGCUCUUCCGUUAAAAAUGACACGCAAUUUUUGACGUUUUUCGUUUGUUACAUAUCACUGAAUAAAUGUUUUCGGUUUA